GAAAUAUGUAAAUAAAGAGAGAUUAUUAUGAAAUUCUUGGUUUAGAAUAAAAUUGUGAUUAAGAAUAAAUAAAGAAGGCAUAUAGGAAUAUGGCAUUGAAAUGUCAUCCAGAUAAAAAUUAAGCAGAAGAUGCAAAGUAGGUGUUUUAAGAAAUUUAAGAAGCUUAUUCUGUACUUUCGGAUCCUAAUGAAAGAACUUGGUAUGAUAAUCAUAAAUAGUAAAUUUUGAAUCCAGAUCUUGAUAAGGCUGAUCUAGAAACUAUGGAAGGAUUUGGAUUUAAUAUUUGGCAUUAUUUUUCUCCACAUUAUUUUGGUUUUGGUGAUGAUUAAUAAGGUAUGAUAAUAUAUUAUAUUUUUUAAAGGGUUUUAUGCAUUUUAUAGAGAAGCUUUUGAAAAAAUAAAAUUUGAAGAAGAAUCAGCUUUUAAUAAUAAAUAAUUGGAUUCUGAAGAAGAAGAUUCUAAUACAGAAUUUGAAAAACUUCCUGGAUUUGGUGCUUCAAAUACAUCUAUAGAUUAAGUACUUAAAUUUUAUAUAAAAUGGGAAAAUUUUACAACUUAUAAAUAAUUUGCUUAUGCAGAUAAGUAUAAUCCAAAAGAUGCUCCUAAUAGAUGGGUUAAAAGAGCAAUUAUUAAAGAUAAUAAAGUUGAAAGAAGGGAAGAAAAGAAAAAGUAUUUAAAAACCAUCAAAAAAUUAGUAGAAACAGUUAAAAAUAAAGAUCCAAGAUAUAAGGAAUAUUUAGAAUAGUUAAAAAAAGAAUAAAUUAUUAAAGAAUAGUAAAAGAAGAAAUAGAAAGAAUAAGAUAAAAUACAUAUGCAAGAAAUUUUAAAAUAGGCUAGACUUGAAGAAUAGGAAAGGUUUAGAGAAAAUGAAGAAUAUUUUAAAUAACGUUAGCAGUUUUAAGUUAUUACUGAAAAAUAAGAAAAAUCUUCUGAUGUAUUCUUUUGUGAGGUUUGUGAUAAAGAAUUUAAAUCAGAAUCAUAAUUUAAAAAUCAUUAAAAUUCAAAGAUGCAUAAAUCUAACUUAAAAGAUAUAAUAUCUUAGAUUACUGUUGAUAAGAGAGAAUAAGAAGAAUUAUUAAAAUAAAAUGGAGUUACUGUUGUUAAUGCUUAAGAUUUAGAAGAAACUUAAAAAUUAAUUUAAGAAUAAAUCAAUAAAGAAUUAGAAAGAGAAUAAUUAAAAUAAUAAAAAUAAGUUGAAUAGUAGAUUAAACAAAAGGAAAAGAAAAAAAAUAAAAAUAAAAAAAAGAAAUCUUAAUAAUAAUAAAAAUAAUAAGAUUAAAAAGAAGAAAAUAAUAGUAGUUCUGAAGAUGCUAUUGAAAAAGAUUAAAAAAAUUAAGAAAAUGAAUAUGUAAACAGUGAGGAUGAAGAUCAAUUUAAAUAAUUGCUAAAAAAUAAGAAAACAAAUUAAAUCAAUUAACAGUAAACUAUUAAAAAGUCUACUAAUCAAAAAUAAGAAGAUUUUGAAAAACAAUAAAUAGAUUCCAAAUUUUUAAUUGAAAAUAACGAAUCUGAAGAUGAAAAACUUUGUAAUCAAGAUAAUUAAAAAGGAACUAAAGAAGAUGAACCAAAAUAGCUUAAUAAAGCUAAAUUAAAAAAAUUAAAAAAAAAAGAAAAAGAAAAAUAAAAUGAAUAAGAAAAAUUUAAAUGUAAUGUUUGUUCAGAGAUUUUCCAAUCUAAAACAAAAUUAUUUUAACAUUUAAAUGAAUCUGGUCAUUAAAAAGCAAAAUGAUUUUAAUUUGUGUUUUCGAUUUUAAUUCAAGAUAAUUAUUAUAUUGCUUUAUAAUAGAUCUCAUUUCUAAAUAAUUUUUAAUCACUUAUAUUUAUUAUAAUUAUAUAUUCCANUAAGGAAUAUUUAGAAUAGUUAAAAAAAGAAUAAAUUAUUAAAGAAUAGUAAAAGAAGAAAUAGAAAGAAUAAGAUAAAAUACAUAUGCAAGAAAUUUUAAAAUAGGCUAGACUUGAAGAAUAGGAAAGGUUUAGAGAAAAUGAAGAAUAUUUUAAAUAACGUUAGCAGUUUUAAGUUAUUACUGAAAAAUAAGAAAAAUCUUCUGAUGUAUUCUUUUGUGAGGUUUGUGAUAAAGAAUUUAAAUCAGAAUCAUAAUUUAAAAAUCAUUAAAAUUCAAAGAUGCAUAAAUCUAACUUAAAAGAUAUAAUAUCUUAGAUUACUGUUGAUAAGAGAGAAUAAGAAGAAUUAUUAAAAUAAAAUGGAGUUACUGUUGUUAAUGCUUAAGAUUUAGAAGAAACUUAAAAAUUAAUUUAAGAAUAAAUCAAUAAAGAAUUAGAAAGAGAAUAAUUAAAAUAAUAAAAAUAAGUUGAAUAGUAGAUUAAACAAAAGGAAAAGAAAAAAAAUAAAAAUAAAAAAAAGAAAUCUUAAUAAUAAUAAAAAUAAUAAGAUUAAAAAGAAGAAAAUAAUAGUAGUUCUGAAGAUGCUAUUGAAAAAGAUUAAAAAAAUUAAGAAAAUGAAUAUGUAAACAGUGAGGAUGAAGAUCAAUUUAAAUAAUUGCUAAAAAAUAAGAAAACAAAUUAAAUCAAUUAACAGUAAACUAUUAAAAAGUCUACUAAUCAAAAAUAAGAAGAUUUUGAAAAACAAUAAAUAGAUUCCAAAUUUUUAAUUGAAAAUAACGAAUCUGAAGAUGAAAAACUUUGUAAUCAAGAUAAUUAAAAAGGAACUAAAGAAGAUGAACCAAAAUAGCUUAAUAAAGCUAAAUUAAAAAAAUUAAAAAAAAAAGAAAAAGAAAAAUAAAAUGAAUAAGAAAAAUUUAAAUGUAAUGUUUGUUCAGAGAUUUUCCAAUCUAAAACAAAAUUAUUUUAACAUUUAAAUGAAUCUGGUCAUUAAAAAGCAAAAUGA
Messenger RNA from Paramecium sonneborni, 2844 nucleotides. NCBI's taxonomy places the organism in Eukaryota, Ciliophora, Oligohymenophorea, Peniculida, Parameciidae. The record is from the annotation of a GenBank genome assembly.